AUGGUUGUUAUGCAAGUAUUGAAACGGUAUGUCCCCAUAUAGAUUCUACUCCGGCAUUUGACAGACUUCUUUCUUUUGGGUGAGACCAUAACGAUAGCUUAUUUGAGAGGAUAAAAGUCCUUUUUUUCUGACAAUAAACGCAAUCGUAGCUGCCAAGUCAUGAUGUCUGUGAGUGGUGACGAUUACGACAAAGCAGCCCACUGCUAGAGUAGUAAGCCUUUAAAUCGCAUGAAAUAUUCAGAUAGCGUUUUUGGUUUGAGCCAAGUUGACUUGGGUAAGGAAAUAGUUGCUGCAUAUCUACAAACAAGUUUAGAUCUAGUACGAAUUAUUUCAAUCCCAUCUGUCAAAAAACAGAGCUUCCAAACUUAUCCGACAUGCCCCCGACAAUGUUCUGAAACUACCUUUGAGCACUUGCGCAGGCUGCUCAGACGCAGACGCAGCUCUUGAGUUUUCAGAGUUUGGCCUUUGACCCCAGGCUCUUGACAGGGUAUAAACAACAUUUUUAAUUUGUGAAUUUAAGAUAAGUGCUGCGACAGUCAACUUGUUAACUUGGGCCAUCUUCACCGACGAUGCCAUGGUGGACUGGAAGACACUAACAGAUGGUUGUAUAGAUCGUCCGAGAAGGAGAGGAAAUGCACUGUACUGGUGAAUUUCAUGGCUUCCGUGUCCCCUUGACCUGGCAUUUUUGGAAACAGCCAGGACCAAAAUGCCCUAAACGUUCGACGCCAACGGUUGACGAGCUGUCGCAAAUGUUCUUAGAAGAGCACCUCGUCUCCUUGCUAACAACAUGUCUAGGGCUGAAAAGUACACGUCAUAAAUUAUAAAACACAGGUAGAAAUGCCUUCUAAUGCCUUAAGUACAACAGAUUAAGUAAAUUGGGUUGCAGAAUUGGAAAGCGUACAGCGUAAUGCUGCGUUACUCCUGACACCGUGACAGUCUUGUUUGGAAACUUUCCUGCGAAGUAGCAGUCACUUGCGCGGUUUAUUCCGCAAUUGCUUUACCCUGCUUAUAAGGUCGCUAAUUUUUGCUAGCGAGGAUUGCCAAGAAUUUCGGUCCUAACGGUUCCUUAUAGAAAAUCGCACAAUGUAAUCACGUUCUUGCAUAUAUCAAAUAUUUCGACAUUAAGAAAUUCAGUAAUUCAUGUAUCUGUUGAAAUAACCGCAGUUUGUAAGUCCUUCCGUUCUACCGUCUAUUUACUAUUCACUUUUUCUGGGGGAGUUUUUCAUUCCGUUUUAUAAUGUUUUCGUGAGAUGUCCUGACAUAAACAAAAUUUUGGGAUGUGUGUGAACCAAUUACUACACGUCGUAAGCCGGGCCAAGCAUCUUCGAAUUGUAUACUGCAUGUACAUCUAGCCGAGAUAUUCUUGCAAACAAGAUAUACCAGUAUGCAAAAUUAUUUUUAGCAAAAAUGCUAUUGUGGAUCCUCCUUGGCAAAAAUAAUUAUCCAAAGCCAUAAUAUUCCUCAGGGGCGGCGGUUGUCGGGCGCUUCAGACUUCCUAGUGGAUCAAAGUUGACAGUCGUAGAGCAAAAUAGCACUAACUGAUGACUCGUCCACUCCUAGCGGGACUAGGGGCGCUGAGUGCAGUUUUUGCAGACUACCGAAAAGAAGUACAUUCAAAAGCCAACAGUCUGGUUUGUCUGAAAUGUCACGGGACUACGUCACAAGGUAGACAAUAUUACAGCCUCACUUAACUGAUCCUUCCUAAUCGAAAACACAUUUCAUGAGAUCGGUCGCUGACUGUAGGUCAACAGUGCCAGCAAGAUCAGCGUACCGCCUAUGGAUGAGGAGCCUCUCACGCCAUCUUAUGCUAAACUCCUAUACCCAUGCCUGUAGGGCCAAGACUACUUACACGAGAACGUACCCUACCGACGGCUCGGAAGUCGCCAACAAGUGCAUCCCUUUCUGAAAUCACCGCGGUCCUCUGUUCCACCUGCGGGACCCUGCCCAGUAAAGAAUGGACCCACAAUUAUUGUUUCCUGUAGCAAGAAGAUUUAGAUUCACCUAGGCUUUUAGGGUCGUCUCUUGUGCAACUAUGGUACUUGAAGUCUGCAUGCCGUGUUGCCACCCUAACAACUUCUGCCGCCGUCCACUCGCAGUCUAGCUCUGGAGGGCAGGACGAUCAUAACUUCGAUACAUCAGCCCAAAUCUUCUAUUUACAAACUCUUCGAUUCUCUCACUCUCCUUGCAAAUGGCCGUAUAGUCUACCAUGGAGCCGCCGGUGACUCUCCCGUGUCCUACUUUCGACGACUUGGUAGGCUCCUUUUUCUGCGCACACCUUCGUCUUUUUGAGUUAACAUGUUGCACAAGGACUGCUAGUCCUUCCGACAGAAUGGCAGUUAAUCCAAUUGCCUAUCUCCCAACCUCUACUUCUGCCCUUCCAGCUUGUUUUUUCCUGUUUGACUGACAGAAAAUAUGCAAAUUUAUAAAAAAAACAGAGAAGUCACCCAUCUCAUUCUCGAGAGACAGUUCUGUAACCUGUAAGAAUCGACCAGUGUCAUGUCUUGCUCCAUUUUUUUCCCACGGCUUGCCUCAAAGAGCCAGACCUCUAGUUGGGCUUUACAAUAGGAAGGACAACACCCUCGAGGAAAGCAAUUUGGAAGAUAGAAAUGACACCAGAGAAUUGCUGAUCGGUUGUCUUUGGGGGAGAACUUGUGGCGUUUAGCUCUAUAAGCAAUCGUAAUGGGUAAUCAUCUUACGCCAAAAGGCAGUCGAGUCUUUCAAAUAGCAUACAGGUACGGUCAUGCCGUUCGUCCAGAGCAAGCUGUCCCAAUUAAAACGUGCGGAUGGGCAAGCAUAUGGGCGCCUUUGAGUAAGCCAAAAACGCUAUCACCCCGAACUAAAUGCGGACACAAAGUUGAUUUUAAUGACUAGAGGCAGUCUGUAUAAGGUAAGACACGGAAAUAGGAACCCUCCGUGAUACGUACUCUUGGUACUUGGUACGGCUGCGAUCAUGCCUGAUCUAGCCGGCCUCGAUGAUGUCCCCAACUGUAUCUCUCCACGCGUGAUGACCCGCGGCAGCAGAUCUGGACAGUUUAGCCCAUUCUCUUCGCCCUUGUGAUACAGGUGGCCUUGUGUUAAACUCCAGGAAGGGCACCCAUUCCCCAAGUCUAACCCCAAUCCUAACCGCAACCGUAACCCCCUUGGAAUUUUGCGCAAGGUCACCUGUGUCAUGGGGGCUCCUUUUGCCGUGUCCAUCCUUUAUUACGACAGACGAUGAAACUGGGAAACACACACAAAUUGUUUUUGUGAUUUGUUGUGAUGGACGUUGUUUCCAGUUCCUAGACAGUUCAAAAGAUUGCCAAAUACAAAACUGACCUGGUUUAUUAAGUCAGCGGUAAAAGCAUCAUCCGAGAAACCCCGGAGUCAGCGUGAGUUUUGUUACAAAAAGACAUUUUAUGCAUAUUAGCUCGAGUUCGUCGAUUCACUCACAACGAAGCAUACCUGUGAAAUGGUAUUUGUUGGGACGCCAACUUUUUAAUAAGCCCCCUAAUUAGGCCGCCUCUGAUCGCACUCACAAGACGAGGACUAGUGAAAGCACUUUUAAUUUAAUCUAUUUCUUGUGAACCAGUUCAGAUGAGGUCUUGACAGAAGCGAAUAGGCUAUCUCCAGGAAGCAGUUCAGAAGGGGAAAAUGCGAUCGCUGGGACCCACCAUCAGAGACGGUCGCAGAUAAGGAUACCUGAGGCACAAGUAGCGCAGUAUUCAUAGGACGCAAUUUCUAUGCCACCGCACGCCCAGCAUAACUGGUAGCAUCCGAUUUCAUCGCCGGGGUCUUAUUUCGUGUGAUUAUUGUUGGUUGGUCCGCACCCGAGUCAUUAACCGACGUGAUUUAAUCACCGUUGCUGAUUCUUGGUGUGAAGACUAUUUGGCAAUUUGACUCGCUGUCACGGGGGUAGAUGGUCACCCGUCGCCUCCCUGCGUGGCUUAUUACUUUGCCCAGGCAAAGUAUCAGCACAGAAUAUGGAGGCGGGAGGUCGUUGCACUUGUUAAUUAAAUGCGGGCCGGAGAAUCAUGGCUCAAGCAGUUCGCAGCUCACGCGGUUGUCACCUCUUGCGAGAAUUUCGACCUCGUCAAACUUGGAGGUGUGAACGGAUCUCGCCGAAUGAGUCGCGAUCUGGGAGCUAGUGCCAGUCCUAACUGCUGCUGCACGUACGACCUUUCGCGUCCGGAAUAGUCUCCCAGUUUUUCCGACGUAGUUGCCUUGUCUGCAACUGCGCCAGAUCAAGUAAACGACUCCAAAUGUUGCCUGCGUGUCGGUAAGUCCUUCGACCUUAUGAUCUGACCGUCUGAUAGUUUCCUGCGGUCUCUGUGCAACCAUAACUCCAGGUGGUGUGAGAAGACGACUGACGACUUCUGAGACCUUCCUAGACGCGCUCGUCAAAAUUCGGGGUCGGUCGGUUGGUUGGCUCUCGUCUCGUUUGCGCAUGCAUCAGCUGACGGAGUUGCUCGGGUACUCAUUAUCUCUAAGAUAUUGUAAUUUAGCGACCUAGCCUUCCGGUUCACUGUAAUGCGUCUCAACGCACCGGCAUAGCGCCCUUACACAACUGCGUUUGUGACAGAUUGGAUGGUUGCUGUUGAGCUUCAGCAUUCGCGUUGCAUCAAGGGAGGCCAGCUGGUUGUUUUCCUGCUCUUCCAUCGUAAACCGUUUGUCUGCGAAGACGGCGUUGAGGCGUUCUUUGAAUGUCAGCGCCUGAUCCCGUUCGAUGACGACAUAGGUGUUACUCACAUAUCGUACUAAGGACUUCGGUUUGUGGUGUUGGAAGACCAGCGACUCCAAUCGUUGCAGGACCGCCUCGACUAUGAGCCCCGAGAUCGGCGAACCAAUUGCGUGCUUUACACUUGCCCGUAGAUUUUCCCUUCAAACGCGAAGUACGUCCUGAGGCAACUUCAGGAGCUGAAUGACUUAGGUGUGUCUAAGGCGAUUCCCCGUUUCAUCGUACUUGCAUUUUAGGAGUAGUUCGAUUAUCUCGACUGCCAGAUCUUGGAGAAUAGAAAUACCGAGGGACUUGACGUUAAAAGAUACCAUGACCUCAUUUUGCAGGAGACUUACCCCUCAAGUCUCUUGAAGAAUCGUGUCGACAAACAGGCCGUGGCAUCUGAGUCAAUGGUUAGCAAUUUGAGACACCGAAGCAGCCACUUUGCCAGUCCGUACGUUGGAGUACUUUUGAGCAAUACGUUGGGUCGGAGAAGGGCGCCCUCUUUGUGCUGCUUCGGGAGGUCAUAGAAUCCGGCCAAGACCGUCUCCUGGUUUCUCGCCAUGCGUCGGUCAGUCAGCGUUUUUGCACCCGAUUUCUCCAUUGCCAACAGCAUCGUAUUAAUUUCACGGGUCAUCGCUUUUACGGAGUUGGUUUCGCAUGAAACAUAAAACUCGCGAUCAUCCAGCAACAAUGUUUGGCCUUCUGAAGGUAGUCUGUUCUGUGCAGUAUGACAGUGGAACGUCCCUUGUCCGCGAGCAGGAUAACGGUGUCAUUGUAAUGCAUCGACUGAGCUUACGAAGACAUACUUCAUUUCCGAGGGGGGGGGGAAUUUCAGAUUGCAGUUAAGAGAAUGAGCAAAAACCCACGUUACUUUCACUUGGAGCACUCGAAUAAAGUUUCAGCACGACUGCCUCUAUGUUGACUCGAGGUGUAGUCUAAUAAGAGUUCGAAUGGAACGAGCAGUAGCGUACAUGAUUUUUCUCCAAAGAACUGCUCGUUUCGGAACCGUCAACUUUGAUUUCUACAAUGCCCGACUGAGAAUCUAUGGCCUUCAAUGGAAGUUGUGUCACUUAACCAGUAAAUACUAAAUAUGCUUAACCGCACCGUAUACGCACUAAUUUAGCAUAAUAGUAUUAUAAUUAUCAGGGGGCAUAACCAAAAUCAUUCGACUACCAUCGGUGAUGCGUUUAUCGUUCAGCGUCACCCUGAAUACGGUCAGCAAAGGAAGUUUUUUGAGUCACGUUAUUUCAGAACAACAGAAUAGUAAGCUUGUUAGUGUAUCUUCGUCAAUGAUAGUAUUUUGACAAUACGUCUCACUAAGUUUGUUUAACACCACGUGAUUUUCACCCCCAUCGUUUGGUUGCCGUGGCGCGCCUGUUUGCGCAGUUAAUCCGUCUGACCUAAUUGCUAGACGGAGCACGUUUGUUGUGAUUGCACCUUAUGAUUUUCGUUCUCAAAAAACAAUCCAGAAAAAGUCAUUCCAGCUUCCUUCUUUUUGCUAAUAGCCUGGUAGAUGCCCUGAAGCAACACGGGGACUGGGCCGGAGUCCGACAGGCGUUAUUGGGAAUGCGAACCCAUGACAAGUGUCAACAUGUGGGAUCUUGUGGUACGCCCGAUUUCAGGGUCACACCGCACCAAUUGGACUCCGAGCCGCUCCCCUUUUUGUUGUUGUCGGAAAUCCUGAUAAAGUGUGUCUUGUGAACCGGGGGGCGUGGUGGUACGUGUGGGUGUGGGUUUUCGCCGUGCCAGCCACCUGCGCCCGCUCCCGCUUCCGGUCUUCUUGACUCUGUCUCGGCACAGGAUCCAGGCUGGGAGGGGAGGGGGAGGCGUGGAAGAUGCACUGCAAGUUCGCCAUUACUAUAAAUUAAUUCACGCGCAAGUCAUCGUCUCUGCUCUCACCCUGCUUCGAUGCAUACGGCGGACGUAGUCGGCAACAAUGGCCAAGUUGUCGGUGCGCGUCGACGCCGGCCAUCUUGGGGCUGUCUUUCCAUCAGACCAAGGUAGAUGAGGGAAGAGGGAGGGCAGUAGAUUCUUCCCAAGUCCACAUACUAGAGACUGAUUCACGCGCAAGUCGCCAGUGCUGCGGCCACUUCGUGAGACAUGCAUUGGGUGCUGUCGCUCGCUACGGUCCAACCGUCGUAUAUUUAUUUUCGGAGAUCCUAUAGGUUCGACCGUUUAACCUGGAAGGGUGUAAAAAAUUAAUUUCUUUUACCAAGCUUGUAGGAAACCGCAUUUCCUUAAAAGUUCGCACUUGGAUUAACUAUCUGUUUCGCUUUUAAAAAUACUCGUAGUUAUGAGUGUUUUUGGAAGUUUCACAUGAGUAUUUGUUUAGUAUAAUAUUUGAAAGCCUGUUAAUGCCGUUGAAGAAGUUCGAAAUAUAAUUAACCUCCCUCCCAUUAGUUUAGAGACACUAGGAAGUCUCUCUGUAGGCGGAAAUAUAAUUAGUGAAUCCUCCUCAGGGAUAUUACAUAGCUUAUGUUUAAUUAGGCGUCUCCGAGCACAAUUGUAAACUCAAGUUGCCUUUUAAUAUGUACGUUAAUUAUCGAACAUGGUAAACCAAAGUGUAUUUUAUUCUUUGAAACACCAGGUUACAGGAGGACUUAAAUGCCUCCGAAACGACUUCUAGAAAAGAAUUUUUCGCCCACUUUUUCCAGGAGAAAUGAUUCGUUUUAUAUCUUAUCUAGCUGGAAAAAGAUCGAAUAGUUGUGUAAUGCUUAUUAUAAUCGUCUGGUAGCCAGAGAUAUUAUGAGCCCAAUACAUGUGUUCACUAAUGGAAGAAUACACUUGACGUUAUGUCCUUCCCUGAUCGGCUUUGAAACUCAGAUAAGUUAACUUUGCUGUCGGGGGGACAUUUUAAGUGGACACCGCAUGUUUUCGUUGAAAAUUUGCGUUGAGCACAAACAUCUUCAGCGGAAUGACCGCGCGCUGCCUACAAGUGUACGAGUUUCAGCUGAUACUCCCAUGUUUUGAGUAUGGGAAACCAACUUUCUGUAGGUAGUGGCCUCAGUCGAUGCCUCGUAGCCAUUGACGUCCAUUGGCCCAUAAAUUAUUGCCAUGUCAAGCUCUAACAAACCGACCCGAUAAUAUCUUAUCCCUGUUAUUUUUCUGUUUUACAAGGCUACAAGGUCAGUGACCAUGAAAACCCCGCGGAUUUCUUCAUCGAUCUUCUGCAUACCGAACUGCCGAAAGAGGCGCAGGAAUGUCUGAAUGUCCUGUAUCCAUCUGCUGAUGGUACACGAAAAUGUCACAACCAAUUUUCUGGUAUGUUUUUGGUUCCUUUUGUAUCUAGUGAGGAAAAUAUACUGGCAUGGCAAAGUCAGAAAUUAUUCGGGUAGUUCUAAGACUUGUUGCGACAUCUUAACAUUCUUCCCAAAGGUCAUUUUAUGCGACUACAAGGCAACCACUGUGCUGGCAGUUACUCAAGAACUUAUUAAGCCCCCUCCAUCACCGAAGUUUUAUUCCUGGCUGCUGUUUCGGUCUAGCGUUACACCGACACAGGCCGAAUUUUUCAUGGGAAGGGGGAGAUUGGAUGGAGAGUGCAAACACAAGGUUCAGCACACAACCUCAUCGCAUUUCUUUUCCACUGCUGGCCAACAUGAUUGUGGGCGCGGUUAAAUCCUCUAGUGUCCGUUCGAAGGGGGACAGGUGGGCUUCCAUUCGCGACCGGGGAGGGGGGGGGAGGAGGAUGCCACUGUGCGCUCCAGUCAGCACGGUAUGUAAGCAGUAUUGUGUUGCCAGCUGGGAGCGUAGACCUGACUGAUUCUACCCAAUUACCGACCGUCAGCGAUGUAGGUUUGCACUCGAUGUGACAAGUCUUCUGAGAAUUCGACGAAAACUCUAGUGUCAGGCAUAGGAUUGUUGCCGAUCAGCGGUCGCCUCCGAACGCCUGGCUGCCGCUUCAACGCUCACUCUUCACGUCAAGUAUUUUGGGCCAAUAGAACUUCAGAAUUUACCUCGAGCUGUAGCAUUGGUUAACAAAAGUGAACGCCUGUGGUCUGGAUUCCAGACCGAACGGAUAGGGGUGAAAGACCGCGGUGUGCGAAUUAGUUCUACUGCGAAGAUAUUUCUGGCGUCGAAAUACCCCUAGCAUUUUCGGUGCCUAAAGAAAAUAGUGGUUUACACAAGAGUUCUUGAAAACUUAAACGCCUACUGCAUCCAUACAUAGUUUUGAUCCGGGACCCACUGAUUUCGUUCCAAACAUACUAUCUCAGAUGUUGCACAUAGGCAAAUCGCUUUGGAAAAUCAACCACAAUUAUCAAAGCCUAUUAGCGCAUGGUGGAGUCUUUUUUAUCGAUUACCGGGCACUAAAGUCGGAGAACAAUCUGUGUACUGAAAGAAGCUUGAAACUAGUGAUUAAACAUGCUGAUCGGAACAUUCCCCGACCAAUACGCAAAUAAUUGCUCGAUUACCCGUAUGAAGCACCAAAACAUGCUCAAUAUAUUGAAAGUUAACAGCAGCAGCUAGGAUUUGGACAAAUAGCCUCGACACUAGACUACUGCUGCAUGUCAAAGAUAGAGAUUAAACUUCUGGAUUAGUUACAUGUUUUUAAGUUUUGGCCACCUGUGCAUCAACUUGUGAAGUGCGUAAUUUCGCAUUUUCUGGUCCUAAUUCCAAGCAAGUCAGUUUAGUUUGAGCCUGCUAAAGAACCUGAAAAUUAUGCGCGCAUCAUGCCCGAUCUCACUUUAAUAACCGGGAAAGGUGACCCCUCCUGACACUGCGUCUGACUGCGGAGCUCUGUAGGACCUAGAACAGAAACAGUUUCGUGAUGACGCUUGUGGUUGUUCAAAGCAAGACAGACAUCCUGCUGGAAACUAGUAGUAGGCAACAACUUUCUCACCUCUCCUCUGCCUCUGUCCUAGGCACGACGAGCAGUGGACCCCGAACCUUUUGUGUGAUUCCUGCCUCCUGCUUCUGCUGUUGAUAAGCAUGUACAGUCUAGCUCGAAAAAGCCGGUUUAUGCCCUCACGAAAUAACAGCGUUAUUCCUUUUAUUGUUUUAAUGUGGACUGUCUACCAUGUCAAUUUCUCGCACUGGUUUAGAUGACAAUUCGAUGGAAAAACAGCAAGUGGCAACAUCGGACCUGCUGGCCUCCCGUCUCCAAUGUGUCUUCUACUCCUCGUAUGAAUGGCUUGCGUGAGUCCGUUAAGAUGACCUUUUGCCAUUUCUCAGGUGCAUUUUGUGUUUGAAGCAACCGGACCCAAUUUUUCCGCUGUGCAUAUUUGUGCACCAGCCUUUCAUCUUAUCGCGCCAGCAGACGAACUAUCACAGUGCUACGAAAUUUUAGUUUAAGCGGGAGUCCACGGACUACCAUCCUCUUCCUCCGCAGAAUCUGCGCUAAAAAGUAGUCCAUGAAAACUUGGUGAAUGCUAAAAAUGGCAAAGUUGGUUUGCUGAAGACUAAUUGCCUGUCUAUCUCCACUUUAAAGAUGCUUUUCAUGGCUGCUGAAAGUAGAAGAAUUCACCGUGCAAAGUUUCUUUCCUGGCACAGUUGAAUUUUUCAUUCGACUCUGAGUACUCAUACAGGUCCUUCGAUAACGCUUUCCCUUCACCAACUUCUUGCCGCCCGCCAAAGCAGCGCGUUUGAUUGAUGCUUUUCCUCUGCAACCGUUCCAACACACUUAGCGUGCGAAAGUUGAUAUACACUGUCUUGGCUUUCACCGGUCCGAAUAUUCAACUCAAGUACCACAUAUCUUCCGAGAAUGCUGACAGUACGGCAACGGGCAAUGUCAAUGCGCUUCGCUACGCACUAACUGGAGUUUAAAGGAAUUUCAGGCUCCUAAGGGCAUAAUUAAACUAUAAAGGUUUGGGAAAUUCCCGUGACUGAUCAUUUGGCCUCUGCCUCGACCGUUCAAUCGAACGUCCCUCCUUCUCCCAAGCUUGUUUGCUGAAAUUUUAUAUUAUUUCAGCAUGAGCGAGAGAAACCGGACCUUGCGACUGCAAACUCAUAGAAAUCAAUCCAUUUAUGCAAUUGUCGACCCUCGAUAUUCGGAGUAACUGAAUUUUCCUUUUAUGCUAUUUCUCUAAAGCUGAGUUUGGCUACAGACCCACCAGCUAGUUACAUAAUGGUUCGCACUUUUUUCGACGAACUGAGUGAGGUCAGCCAAGGAGAGACUACCUUUCUUCACAGGAGGACGUCGGUGUUGCUUGACCCCCCCCUCUUUAUAGCAUCCACUAUUUCCUAUUGUUUUUUUUUCACAGCCCUGCGACCUAACACUAAAAGCGAGGCCAGAUUAACGUAAUACACGCACACCGAAUCCGUUUGUCAGCCCGCCAACCAUUUAGUAGACUUUUUAGCCUGCCUGACCUCGACUCCUUGAACUUCGAGCACGCCUAACCUGACUCUACAAUGUUUUGCUUUAGGCCCGAGGAACUAGUUUUCCAUGGGAUUCCUAGGUGUUUUUUUAUGCCUCACUGAUUUGAUAAUCUGAACAGGAAAGCCGAUCAACAAGGUGUGCCGGUCAGUGUCGACUGGUAGCCUGGACACGUUGGAUCCGAGUUAUUGUAGACAAUCGGCUAAUAACGAACAACUAGUGCUGAAAUAAUACUUAAGUGAAGUCACAACGUCUGAGGAGGGUGUAUGCGGCUUAUAUGCCGUCCUUACCCCAGCCCAAACUGGCAGGACCCGAGACUAUCAUUUGUGUUAGUCGUCUUUGGGGGAACCGAAAUGCGCGGCGUCACCCCUGAGCCACUGGCGUAUGCCUGUUUUUGCACGACGGUAAACAAGCACCAGAAUAUGACAUGUAUUGCGGGGUCGGAACGGGUUAGCUUCGCUCUGUGGCUAGGUUUGAGGUGGUACUCUGCAAUCGAGAUGUAUACUUCCAAUCCUAGUUUACAUUCGGAGAAUUUGUUAGGUCACUCGUUCGGAGUAAAAAAGAAACUGCACCUACAUUGGAGGUUUAUGAACAUCUACAUUUUAAUUACUCGAAACUUGUAUUUUAUGAAGGCGAACUGCUUGAAGGAGGGAACUCGCAUAGCCAAAAAUGUUCACUGCAGGUUCGCUCGAGCUGCCGACCAUCGCCCGUUUGUAUUAGAUGCGGUGGCUGAGGCAAGUUAGCUGCGUUUCCCAACUAUGCAAAUUAAUCCAUACUUCUUUCCUUAUGACCCCAGAAAUAUCGGCCAAUAUAUGCAGUGGGCAGGCGUAGCCCAGAUAGCCCUUAAGUGGAGGGGGACGAAUGGUUCGCCCCGUUCUCUCACAACAAGGGUUUUCUAGCCGCGCGAGUUUCCCAUUUCCUGUAGUCCGAUUCGGUAGAUAACUUGUUCCUUCAUAAUAACCCAAUGCCUAAUACACUAUCCUGCAUAUCUUCACUCCUUUUCUACUCGAUUUUUUCCUUGCAAUUUCCUAGCAAGCAGAAGCCGGUAGUUGACGCGAUCUUUUCCACAUGGAGAAGGUUAAGCACUCGCUCGCCUGCCCUGUCGCGAGAAGGCUCACUGACUCAGUUUCAGAGCGUGCACGGCUCUGAGGCGGAAUUACAUCCCUUGGUCCUAAAAGCUUCCCCUACGAGGUUAGUGAUGAACUAUCUGAGUAGAUGAAAGUGUUUGUCUUCAAACAGUCAGUAGCUGUACUACCUGCAGUUUUUGUAAACAUUCCCAGACGGUCCGUAGACGAUGGGACAACUGCUAUGGCGCCGAUCUCCCAACAACCCGAACAGCACACCAUUGUCAAUAACGCUUUACUUCUGGCUGAAGGAGCAGGCUCCGAAAGUGACAUGUUGGACGACACCAAACACGUCGGCUCUCCUGUGAGCAAAACAAUUUUCAGUGGAGGACGCAGCCAGCUCCCAUUUUAUAGACAGUUUGGCAUUCUCUCCAAAAGAGGGUUUUUGAGUACUGUGAGGUGGGUGCUUGACCGAUAUUAUACAUUCAUGGGCAAAGCUAUAGGCUCCUUAAGUACAGAGGACUAUUAUUUUUGCCUGGUGCCAAUACGCAUUGUGCUGAUCCUAUAUAAUGCGUGCACUAUCGAAAAUUUUGAUCUUAUUGAGCGUUUGCGCGAUUUUUAAAUCGACUUUUUAAAUUUGCCUUGCUUAAUUUCCGAGGAAAUUAAUGCGCGAACUUGGAGUAACUCUUUCGAAACAGGCCUUUUCAGGCACGGUCCGAAAUUUGAUAUGAAUAUUUGAGCUGAAAUCCAUCAGCUACUGCGGAAUAACCGCUUAAUAUUCACAAACCGCCAACAGGCAGCCAGUAGUAUAGCAUUGUGCAAUAAUUUACCGUACUAACAACACAGGUAUUAGCUAAAAGCUGAUAGAAAUAGACGAUUUGUGUGGAUUUUAUAAAGACAAAUAUUUUUCCCGAUUUAAACCAUGGAAAUCCUCAUAUUAGUUUCUUCGAAUCUAACAUGCAUACGUGCGCAGAUAGAUGGAAUAGGAGGACCCCGAUCAUGUUUUUCCGAGCCGAAAAAUGUUCAUUUUCAGAAUUAAAGUAGUGGUCGGACACGCUAGAUUACAGUGGGAUCCUAUCUUCGUGUCCUAACCCGAACGCUACGCAUUCUAACCCAAAUCCUAACUAUCCUGACCCUUACACUCAUCAGAACCCCUUUCACCUCUGGAAUUUAGGGUAAGGCAACCUGCAAUACGUUGGGCUCCGCAUUUCCGUACCCAGCCAAUGCAAUUAUUAUUUCCAUGCACCUUUAGCCAUAUAUUAAAAAAAAGUCGUUUCAGCAUGCCCCCGAUGUAAGUAAUGACUGAAGGCUCGGCCACGUGUUUUUCCGGCUUUUUGUGGCCGCAUGAUGCAACUGCGGGAGUUUCUGCUAAUAAUGGACUCCACUAUGUGGUUUUUUUCAUGUAAUCCAGUUUUUCACACAAGGUACAGGAUCUAACGGCAUUUCUGUGAUGUUUUGAGAGAAUAAAAUUUAAUGCAGAACCUUGAGUCAGUGGUAUCAAUUAUGACCACUAAUGGUGUCAAGCUUAGACCGCAAAGAAACUUGCUAAUUAAUUGCAUUAGUAUGUCGUGAAAGUCCCCUUGUUUUGUUUAACCAUGGGGCAUAAUACAGAAAGCGCAUUUUCGUUUCCAUUGGAUACCUAAUACAACAAGCUAUGCAUUAAAACAAAUCUACAACAUAUCGUCUUUUAACCUAGCACAUACCCUAAAUCACACAGCUUCUCAAAGACAUUUGCCAAAUCAUUAUCUUCCGCUGCAUGCAGAGGUUGUGGACAAGGAUUGUAAAGACUUCCACUGAUGGCUUAUAGUAGUAGAAAUAUUUCCCAGGUAAUGUCAGGAGUAAAAGGUUCAAUUGCAGAAACAACCGCUGUGCUGUUUUUUCGUAGACUUGAAGGUAACAUUGUUUACUUCCCAUUUCAGAAUAAUUUCUGGAAGUAGCAGGGGAGAUCGCAAGAAGUCCUUUUUAAGAGAGUCUGUUAUGCGUAGCUGCGCUGCGUUUUCAAAACUUGGGUGUUCCGGGACCCUGCUUCGAAUGUUGCAUGUCUCUAGACGUUAACUUUAUAAUUUCGUCUGCGCUCAGCGAACAAAAUUGUUGAGACUGAACUUUUCGCGUCCAACCCAGUUUUGUGCAAGUAUUCGAGUUAAUUUCUACCGUUUUCGGCGGAAUACCGCAUCUUAGCAACUACUAAACCGGCAGUGGGCUGUGUUGUGUGCGGGAAUUUGUUUAAUCAAGUUUCUCACACAGGCACCAGCGGAACCAAUCAAUGAGGUGAACUUUUUGUAGUUGCUUCUCGCAGCCGCAGAAAACUGGUGGAAAACGCGUGUGGAAAUUUGGCUUUUACUUAUGGGGCAAUAUAAUGAGGCAAUUUUAUUUGCGUAAAGUGUAGCCGUGAAGGUAAAGAAAUUGGAUUGGGUUAACAACACCUUUACCCGUGAUUUCAAUCCUAAAUAUAUGGGCUCAAAAUGAUCCAGGUUUAGGUCGCACACGGAAAAAUGGACCUCACAGACUACAAGUGACUUUUCGCUAGAUUCCAGGAGGUACCUAUUCCCGUUACUUUGACUUUAACCCUAACUCUAACAUUGGCCCUAACAUUAACACUAGCUAUCUCAAUCCUAGCCCCCCUAACCCUUACCAUAAACCCAACCCAAACCCUAAUGACAUUGCCGACAAAGCAAACGGAGACUAGAAUGGCCGUUUCUGGCUUAUUAGCCGUUGUUAGCUAGUCAUACCCAACCCCGAAGUGUGAAACGCUUGGGGUUCGAACUCGAGACCUGUUGGUUAGAAGGCACAAGGGGACGAGUGAGUUCCGUAACACAAUCGGUGAGCGUCCUUCUACCAUUGUAAAUACCCGAUCGCAACUGACAGUUCAACGAGCCCGUGGCUCAGUGGUUAGGGGCGUUGGACUUCUAACCAACAGGUCGCGGGAUUGAGCCCCAGGUGUUCCACACUUCGGGGUUGGGCAUGGCCAGCUGAUGAUGACUAAUCGGCCAGAAGUGGUCAUUCCAGUCUCCCUUGUCUUUGUGAGCAACGUCAUUCUGCUCAUAGUAUGCGCCGCUGUGCGGCCGCUGGUUGGUCUCGAGAGGGAGAAAGCCCGUAAGACACAACGGGAUGAGUGAGUUCCGUAACACGAUCAGUGAGCGCCCUUAUACCAAGCCCUGAUCCUAACCCUCCGGGAGUUUGGGGCAAAGCCACCUGUAUUAUGGAGGGGCCCAUAUUCCAGUGCCCACCCAGAUUUAUAAGCACACCGGGCCAUUUUCCCCCUAAGAACCGCACAACAAGGGCUAUUGCUGAAAUAUCACGUACCGCGAUUCUGCCGGUGAGGACUUUUGUUAAAUUUAUUUCUCUCGAACAGAGUCUAAUGAGUCCCAUCUCUUGACGACACAUCUUUAGUCAACAUUUUUCAACAGUCCAGUCGGAUCUUAGAUAGAUUCUUGUGAAUGAUUUCUUCAUCUGUGUUGACGGAAAGCAUUAGCGGUUAUGACUCAUGUCCAUUUUUUCUCUUGCUCUGUGACCGUUAGAAAUUUCAACGGAGCCGCCGUCUAUCUUAUCGCCUGUUCGGUCUUCUCUCUGCUUCUGGGGUUUGUCUACCUAAAGUUAGAUACCUCCAAAGAGUCGGGCAUUCAAAACCGUUUGGGACUCUUCUUCUUCGUCUGUUUGCAAGUCAUUUUCUUCAACACCAACUGCGUGGAAGUUUUCAUUCGUGAUUUCGCACGAUUCAGGUUAUUAUAACAAUUUUCUCCAUUUUUCCUUAAAUGUGAAUCCAAUUCCAAAAAUGUGCAGCUGUGUUCGUUUCCUACUCGAAAACAGUAGCACCAUUAACAUCCCAGAUUGCCCCCUUUCUCAGUAGACGUUUAGAGCUCUAAAAGACUCUUUGGGCACCUCCGCACCCACCCUCCUCGCCUACCCAUCAGUAAAACCAGCCGCACAGUCCGGUGAAAGUGGCCCCACCUCUCAUUAAGUUUUAUGCUGGUGAAAAUGUUUUGUGGACUGAUGAGAAAAAGAGGGCAAUGGUUCGACGAACACAGGUAAAUAAUUUGAAAAUAAUAACUUGAUGAUGCCCAGGGCUGUACAGAAGAGCACAGAGAACACUUUUAUUCGGGGGAACAGUGAAAAUGCGCAGUAAAAUACGUUCACCUGAAGGGGGUGUAUUUUUGGCCUGAAUUUUCACCCGCCUGUACGACUAGCAAGAUGCGGCGCGCUGCCUUCUGACCCUCUAACGCAAGCUAUACACAGGACUGCUCAGUUUGUGACGAAGAGUAACUGAAUUCACCACCUAAGACGUCACAACACAAAUAACCCCUCUCAGUCUGAAGAAAGUUUCACCGCUCGUUUUGCCCUGACUUCUGCAAUUUACUUUUGUAAUGAUUUUUAGCUUUGGGACUGCACUAAAUCAACUUUUUUCUCAAAGGGCUGUCCAGAACCGUAGUAAUAAGAGCGAUUCCUAAUCAGUUUUUGCAAGGGUUGUUAAACCGGAUAUGUAGGAUAAUCACUACCAUCUAUGAGUCUCCUCCACAACCUCACAAAAAGACCCUAGAAUUGAACGUCGCACGUAGUACGGGCUUUAGGUUUUGGGUCAGCAUAUAGCAUUCGAAUCAUGUAGUUCCUGAUAUGGAGCUUCUUUGGUCGUGUUUUCUGUGGUCCUUCGCCGUAUGGACUUUUUCAAUAAAUCCUUUUAUUAGGAGCGUGGGUACUUGAGUGACUGACCUUUGAUUACGCUCUCCCUAGGUCCACCUAAAAUGUGCAAAUGUUACCUCUCUGCUACUUUUCUUGGCAUCUUGCGCAUGCUACAAUAAUCUUCUGCGCGCGAUUGAUUUAGGCAGGAACGAUUCAAAGGCUACUACUGCACAUCAGCUUACUUUCUGUCUAAAGUGUUCUGUGAAGUACUGCCGGUGAGAGUCUUUCCUGUCAUCGUCUUCCUCCCAAUGCUUUACUUGAUGGCCGGCCUGAAGUCCGAAAUCUCUGCCAUUGUGAUUUGGGAGCUUGUCUGGCUAGCGACAUCUAUAGCCUCCUGCGGUGUUGCUAUCCUAACAGGCGUUGUCUUCAAUCACCUGGAACUUGCCAGCCUCUUCACCUGCCUCGUGUACUCUUGCAUGAUGGUACGUAAUGUUCACUAUCAAUUGCGUGCUACUAACUGUCAUUUGAGUAAGUAUUGUUUUUGCGAUUACAUUUUCAGGCAUUCAGCGGUUAUUUGCUUAACAUGGUGUCCACUUGGCGUGUGCUGAGUUGGCUUCGGUACCUUUCCAUAUUCUGGUAUGCCUUCUCCGCUCAGUCAAUCAACGAACUGACGGGAGUUGAAUUCUGCUCGCUGGCCAAACUCUCGUCAUCACAACAGCAUUCAUGGGCAAUGUCCGGGGUUGAUUUUGUUGUUCCGGAUGAUGGUGCUGUCAAAAAUUCUACAAGCUCGCGACUGCAAUCCUGGUAAUACUUUACUUAUGUUUAUGGUCCAGAUGAUUCAAAUUAGUUUGCACUUUUCACGAAAAGAGGGACCCUCAAAGGGAGAUCAAGUGAUCGAAAUUCCCAUCACUACUGUUUUGCGUUUUGUGUAUUUUAGUGUCUCCGGUUCGGAGUACCUAGAAAAUCAAGGCAUACCAUUUGGUUCUCCAUGGAGUCUCUGGAGUAACAUUCUUGGCCUCGGUUGCAUUUCUUUUUUUACCUACUUGGCUGCCUAUAUCCGCCUACGACUUUUGCGAAACUACGUCUCUUGA
Spirometra erinaceieuropaei is the source of this 17775-nucleotide messenger RNA. Lineage: Eukaryota; Metazoa; Platyhelminthes; Cestoda; Diphyllobothriidea; Diphyllobothriidae. The record is from the annotation of a GenBank genome assembly.